AUGCGUGACCGGCUCAAGUCCUUGAAGCUGAAGGAAGACGAUCAGGUGACCACGGCUCGGAUGGGCGAGGGGAGACCUGACGAUCUUGUCACCGUCUCAGCGGAAAAUGCUAAGAACCUGGCGCUGUCUGCCAUGUGGUACAUUGACCAAGAAGCCGACAGAGUGAAGGAGGAAACGAAAAAUCCAGAUAUCCACGUGCUCCGAAAAAGAUACAACGGAGCUUUGGACAAACUGAUCGUUCCACCCGAGCCUGCAGAGCCUGCGGGCAGCGAGGAGUCAGGAGAGAGCGGAGGCCUCGAAAUUCCCGCAGCCUUAGACAUGGAUGCCAUGUUUGAACGGGCGGCACCUCGGAGACGCCGUGAGAAACGUCCCAAGGGCGAGGAUGCGGAGGAGGAAGAUGAAGGCAUCGCCGACUACCUGAUUUCCAUGCAGAAACUCAGCAGCCGACGUUUGUUGGAGAAUCAGCCAACAAAGGCUCGAAGCAAACGCAGUCCGGAAGAGCGGCGGCAGGAAUACGAGGACACCAAGGUCCGCAUGUUCGCCUUUACUGCUGCGAUUGGAAGUCUUGGCACUGGCUUUUCCAUGCUCAUGUACGGCGUGAACGUAGCAUUCAGCUUUGGUCUGGGGGCUGUUGGAGGACUCUCAUACCUCUCAGGAUUGGCCUCCUACACUGACAACGCGGAGAAUGCCAUGGGCCUCUUGGAUUCGGUGCCCUUGGUGCUCGCCGAUUGCUGGUUUCGGGGCUCGCAAGCUUUCAGCGUGGUGCUACUUCGCGGACGUCCAACUCAGAGUUGGGCUGUGGAUCGCUUGCAGCGCGCCGCCGAAGAAGUGCGACGUUUGUCGCCUGACGUGGCGUGCUUUCAGGAGUUUGACGAGGCCGCAGAGGAAGCGUUCACGAGAAACUUGGAGGGCUACAGCUGUGCCGCAGUGCUUCGGAACGAGGCAUUGCCGCCCAAGGACGGAUGCGGCAUUUUUCUGCGGAAGACGCUUCGGGCGACGCAAAGCCAUUCCUUCCGUUUGAGGGAUGUCGCUGAGAGGCAUUUUCCGGAUGCUGCGAAUCUGCGCGGCGGGGCUGGCUUCGCAGCUGCCUUGUGGCGGGAACUGCACGAGAAGCUGACUUUGGCCAAUGCAGUGGAAGUCUCCGUUGAGUCUGGCAGGGACCCCAAGGGGAUCUUUCAGCGCAGGAAAGUUUGGAUCUCCACGUGUCAUCUCUACUGGGAUCCGCGCUAUCCAGAUCUGAAACUUUUGCAGGCAUGGCUAUUGGAGCGUGAGCUGAGCGCCUUGAGUGGUGGCAAACCAUUGAUCCUAGCGGGCGAUUUGAAUAGCACCCCGUUGCUGGAUGGCCGCUCUCAGGGCCCAAAAGGGGCAGAGCUUUCCGGCGUAUACGAGCUGAUGACGCGAGGCAGAGUUGAUGUGCAGCAUCCACAUCAUCCAGUACUCCUGCGGCCGGGCACUGGAAUCCUCGCCGGUGUACGGCCGCAGGACGUGCCGGAGUUCCAAGUCGAAUCCUUUCAAAGCGCAGCCCAGGAAGCUGGAGGUGAGGUAACUACCAACAUCUCUGCAGACUUCAGGGGUUGCUUGGACUACAUCUUCUACCGAGGCGAUGGCUUGCGGCUGCUGAAAACCAAGUGGCCUCAAGCGGAUGCGCUGCAUGCGCUCAGCCUACCUUCUGAGGAUCAUCCGUCGGACCAUCUGCCUUUGCUGGCUGAGUUUGAACUGAGUGAGACUCCUGUGGUAGUGCUCCUCAUCGUUCAAGGCUGGCCUCGAAUCGAGGCUCAGGUCCCGGAGAUUGCAGCGCUGCAGUUGGAACCCUCGUUGCUGCCGGCCAUUUUGGGCUUCUUCACCUACACGGUGGGUAAGGUGCUGGCGGGUGUGCUGAAAUGA
Messenger RNA from Cladocopium goreaui, 1884 nucleotides. Lineage: Eukaryota; Dinophyceae; Suessiales; Symbiodiniaceae. The record is from the annotation of a GenBank genome assembly.